AGUAGGCGGUAAUUAUUAGUGGAAAAAAUGGCGUUGCGCUAUUAAAUCGCCAGAGCGCGCGCUUCCAUUGGAGGGGCACCUGGGAUUGAUGAGGCACGGCGGCCAAUGAGAGCGCGAGGAGCGAAUGAACGGGCUCCAGUUUAAAGGGGGCGGAAGAGGAGGUAGAGCCAGUCCACGGAGAAACAGGGACCCUCCGCGAGAAACGCACGCGAGCCCGGACAAAUAAAUUCCUCGCCCCCUGAAAGUCGGAACGGCGUUUUUCCCUGAGAUGCUCCAGCCGCUCUCACUCUGUGCGCGCAGUGGACACCCAGUAAGAUAAUUAUUUCAUUCUUCGAUUGCAAGAAUAGGGGGUGUUUUUUUGUGUGAGGGGGGGGGGGGCGUUGUAGAAGGCACCCAACUGCCGCAGUCUAGAGAAGAGGACACGGGCAAACUCUUCACUUCGUUUGGAUUUUUUUUUUAAAGCACAAGUUAAAGAAGUAGAUCCGAUUAUCUUUUUCUCCCCCCCCCUUCCUUCUCCUUCUCCUCGCGAGCGGAGCGCGGUUUUAAAUCACGCCUGAUAUGAUGUUCCCAAGGUUUGGAAGUUGAAUCUGCUCACCAGCAUUCGAUUGUGUCCUCGUAACUUAUUUGCCGUACAGCCCUCAUUUGUUUCAAACCACCACCACCAACAACAACAACCAAAAAAAAAAACCUGAAAUAAUGCUACUGGAUGCUGGUCACCAGUUCCCCGGACUGGGCUCCUUCGCCAGGCAUCACUCGGCGAGCGAGAUGCAGGACAGAGACUUGAGUUUGUCUCAGAACAGCUUCGUGGACUCCGCGCACAUGGGCGCGUUUAAGCUGAACCACGACCUCUCCCCUGGACAGAGCUCUGCCUUCACGAGCCAGGCGCCGGGCUACCCCGCCGCGGCUCUCGGGGCUCACGCCGCGCACGUCACGUCGUACGCGAGCUCGCCUUUCAACUCCACCAGGGACUUUCUCUUUCGCAGUCGCGGCUUCGCCGAGUCCUCUCCGGCGAGCGGCCAACACGCUAUUUUCGGCCCCGCGGCGGGGUCCCUGCAUCACUCCCACACAGACACUCAGGGCCACAUUCUGUUUCCGGGGAUCCACGAGCAGCACGGGUCCCACGGGUCCCCGAACGUCCUCAACGGGCAAAUGAGGCUCGGACUACCCGGGGAGGUUUUCGGACGCUCCGAGCAGUACCACCAGGUCUCCAGCCCGAGGACAGACCCGUACUCGGCGGCACAGCUGCACAACCAGUACGGCUCCAUGAAUAUGAACAUGGGGAUGAACAUGGCAGCCCACCACCACCCCGGUGCCUUUUUCCGCUACAUGCGUCAGCAGUGCAUCAAGCAGGAGCUCAUCUGCAAGUGGAUUGACCCCGAGCAGCUCAGCAACCCGAAGAAGAGCUGUAACAAAACUUUUAGCACGAUGCACGAGCUGGUCACGCACGUCUCCGUGGAGCACGUCGGCGGACCGGAGCAGACCAACCACGUCUGCUUCUGGGAGGACUGCGUCCGGGAGAGCAAGCCGUUCAAGGCGAAAUACAAGCUGGUGAACCACAUUCGGGUGCACACCGGGGAGAAGCCGUUCCCGUGUCCCUUUCCCGGCUGCGGGAAGGUGUUCGCGCGGUCGGAAAACUUGAAGAUACACAAGAGAACGCACACAGGGGAGAAGCCGUUCCAGUGUGAGUUUGAAGGCUGCGACAGAAGGUUUGCAAACAGCAGCGACCGAAAGAAACACAUGCACGUGCACACGUCGGACAAGCCUUACCUGUGCAAAAUGUGCGACAAGUCCUACACGCACCCCAGCUCUCUACGGAAACACAUGAAGGUCCACGAAGCCUCCCCACAACCAUCAGACUCCUCGCCAGCAGCCAGCUCCGGCUACGAGUCCUCCACACCUCCAGGCCUAGUGUCUCCAACCACCGAGACCCAGAGCAACACCACCCUGUCCCCGGCCUCGGUGGUGCACAACACCACCAGCCACAGUGGCCUAUCCUCCAAUUUCAGUGAAUGGUAUGUGUAGGACUGAGGCCCGAACCAAGCGACACACACUCACUUCACAGCACUGGACCACUCGGCAGGAGAUUUGGGACACGUGCACUAAAAGGGGCACACAAAUUUCUUUAUUUUAAUAUUUUUUUCACCAGGGAAGAUGAGGAUUAUCAACAGAGGAAAAUAUGUAUAAUAGUGAAGGUGUAUUUCCUAUUGUAAAUAAUUACUAAAAGCCCACUUUCCCCAUCGGUUGUGAUAGUUUGUCAGUCUUCGGUGUAUCGAUGUUCCUUCAAUGGUAGCUAUUUCUCUAACUGGACUUUUAGUGCACAUAUUACAAUAAAAAAAAUGUAUUAUAAUGUUGACUAUUGUGAUCUUAAGGCAAAUUGAUUGUACUCUACUAAACAUCUAUAAACUGGAACGAGUGCCAAAGUUAACAUUUAACUCCAACAGACCACAAUAUUACGCUUGUGAAUGUAUAUUUUUUAGUUUGCUGGGCUUUGACUUGUGAUGUUUUGUGCUUUGCAAGUUUGAAUUGUGAAAUACUAUCUGGAGGAUUGUGAGGAAAAUAAACGUUGUGCCGUUCAAUUUUCUGUAAUUACACACCCUUCCUUUUGUAAAUAUCAACUGCCAUAUUUAUCCAUUUGUAAUUAAAUUAUGGUAUUUACUUGCUACAGAUGAAACAGUAUUUAUAAAAGAAUGUUUCUUUACUAUAAAUAAUUGCGAGCUAAACAUGGGCAGUUGUUUCGUUAUGUGCUUUUGUUCAAAGUUUUAAGAGGUGUUUCCUUCCUUAUUGUGACAAGAAUUUUACUGCAUACAAAUAUAAUAAACGGUGUUGCAAGUG
Molecule: messenger RNA, 2832 nt
Organism: Pungitius pungitius (ninespine stickleback)
Lineage: Eukaryota; Metazoa; Chordata; Actinopteri; Perciformes; Gasterosteidae
Gene: ptprjb.2
Product: zic family member 2 (odd-paired homolog, Drosophila), a
Exons: 3
Coding region: 697-2022 (441 amino acids)
Biological process (GO): regulation of transcription by RNA polymerase II
Cellular component (GO): nucleus
Molecular function (GO): DNA-binding transcription factor activity, RNA polymerase II-specific; RNA polymerase II cis-regulatory region sequence-specific DNA binding
Source: RefSeq, a predicted model, not a curated record